This is a messenger RNA of Macadamia integrifolia, 2441 nucleotides long. Its product is annotated as probable LRR receptor-like serine/threonine-protein kinase At1g06840. NCBI's taxonomy places the organism in Eukaryota, Viridiplantae, Streptophyta, Magnoliopsida, Proteales, Proteaceae. The transcript is spliced from 18 exons. Bases 231 to 2441 code for a protein of 736 amino acids. Gene Ontology annotation, biological process: protein phosphorylation. The record is from RefSeq and is a predicted model, not a curated record. Gene Ontology annotation, molecular function: protein binding; ATP binding; protein tyrosine kinase activity.
AAGUUAAGUCUGGGGUUUAAUAUCCGACAAAUAACCUAAAAUUAUUUGAAGGAUUGAAAGCUAUGCUUUGAUACUUAUUCCACGCAGGACCAUCUGACAGUGAUGGCACGGUCCACCGUUUAAGUCGAUAAAGAUCACUCAUACUCUGCUCUCACAGAAGUCAUUAAUUCUUCUUCAGAGGUUCAUGUCUUAGGCUCUGCAAGAGCUGUGGAGAGAAGUUACAGGGCGAGAUGUUACGUGUGAAAGUUUGUAUAUUGGCAUUUGUUCUGGCUGUUUCACUUUGUUGCUUCACACUUGUUGUCGCUGCAGCAGAGAAUACCAAUCCAUCGGAAGUCAAUGCAUUACGAGCUAUCAAGAGUAGCUUGAUUGAUCCUAUGAAGCAUCUUGAUAGUUGGGAUAAGGGGGAUCCAUGUACAUCAAAUUGGAAUGGCGUUUUCUGCUUUGAUACAGUUGGAGCAGAUGGCUACAUGCAUAUACAAGAAUUGCAUUUGCUAAAUAUGAAUCUCUCUGGAUAUUUAGCACCUGAAAUUGGUCAGCUAUCCAAUAUUACAGUAUUGAAUUUUAUGUGGAAUAAUAUCGGUGGGAGUAUACCGAAGGAGGUUGGGAAUAUUUCAACUUUGUGGCUCUUGCUUUUGAAUGGAAACAAUUUAUCAGGUUCCUUACCUGAUGAACUUGGCCAUCUUCCUCAACUGGAUAGGUUCCAGGUAGACCAAAACCAAUUAUCAGGACCAAUACCAAAAUCAUUCUCAAAUUUAAACAAAAUUCGACAUCUCCACUUUAACAAUAACUCUUUUUCCGGGCAAAUUUCAACUGAGAUUUCCAAACUACCAGAUCUUCGUCACUUGAUUCUAGACAAUAAUAACUUAUCAGGGCAUCUUCCACCAGAGUUGUCUAACACGCCAAACUUGCGGAUAUUACAACUUGAUAACAACCACUUUGAUGGGGCUGAGAUUCCAGCUUCUUAUGGCAACAUGCCAAAGCUAUUCAAAUUAAGUCUUAGGAACUGCAGUUUGCAAGGUUCUAUUCCUGAAUUAAGUGGGAUGAAAAAACUUCACUAUUUAGAUCUUAGCAGGAAUCAUUUGACUGGAUCCAUACCAUCAAAUAGGCUAUCCAUUAAUAUCACGACUAUUGAUUUGUCAAACAACCAUCUUAAUGGGUCAAUACCUGCAAGUUUCUCGGAUCUUCCUAUACUGCAGAACCUUUCACUUGCGAACAAUUUGCUGAAUGGCUCUAUUUCUUCUACCAUUUGGCAGAAUAAGUCCUUUGGUCCGACUGCAAGACUCACAUUGGAUUUCCAAAACAAUUCCCUUUCGAACAUUUUGGGGGACCGUAAUCCUCCUGCGAAUGUCAGCAUAAGGCUUCAAGGCAAUCCUUUCUGUAAAAAUGCAAGUCAAGCAAACAUAAACUACUUCUGUGGAUAUAAAGUUGGAGGCAGCAAUGCAAGCAGCAACUCAGCCAACCAAUCAAGUGUUUGUCCGAUCCAAGAAUGUCACUAUGAAUAUGUCCCCGAAUCUCCUUUAAAGUGCUUUUGUGCAGCCCCUCUUCAAAUUGAUUAUCGUCUAAAGAGUCCCAGCUUCUCAUAUUUUCCUCCUUAUGAAGAUCAAUUUGAGAUGUACCUGGCUGAAUCCCUCAAUAUGGAUCCUUAUCAUAUCUUUGUUAAUUUUUCUAUCUGGGAAGGUCCCAGGCUAAGGAUGUGCUUGAGGAUUUUCCCUACGUACCCGUCACAUGAAUUAAAUAUGAGUGAAGUUCUACGAGUCUGGCGCAUAUUUGUGACAUGGAAAUUUCCUCCUAACGACUUUUUUGGGCCAUAUGACCUGCUCAACUUCACUCUUGUGUGGCCUUAUCCUAGUGUGGCUCAAAGGUCAGGGUUAAGCAAUGGUGCAUUGGUUGGCAUUGUAUUAGGGUCAGUUGCUUGUGUAGCUUCUAUAACUGGUCUCUUUGCACUUCUAUAUGGCAUAAGAAGACGGGUGACAAGCUACCGUCUCUUGUCAAGAGAACGAGCAACAUCAAGUUUAAUUAAAAUUAAUGGUGUGAAGGACUACACUUUAAAAGAAAUCACUCUUGCUACAGACAAGUUCAGUGGCGCAUCUCAAGUUGGUCAAGGAGGUUAUGGGAAGGUUUACAAAGGGAUCCUACUAGACAAGAAAAUUGUGGCUAUAAAGCGUGCACAGGAAGGAUCCUUACAAGGUCGAAAGGAAUUCUUAACAGAAAUAGAAAUUUUGUCGAGGUUGCAUCACCGAAACCUAGUUUCUUUGCUUGGAUAUUGUGAUGAAGAAGGAGAACAGAUGCUGAUUUAUGAAUUCAUGCCUAAUGGCUCAUUGCAGGAUUGGCUUUCUGGUAAAAUCUCUACACCAGUUCCAUGGUUUCGUCAAAUGCUCAUUGUGUUUAAUCCAUGCCACAAUAUGUCCUUUGCCAAUACCAGUCAAUUCUUUUUAGAUUAA